Molecule: messenger RNA, 2013 nt
Organism: Carica papaya (papaya)
Lineage: Eukaryota; Viridiplantae; Streptophyta; Magnoliopsida; Brassicales; Caricaceae
Product: pentatricopeptide (PPR) repeat-containing protein
Molecular function (GO): protein binding
Source: RefSeq, a predicted model, not a curated record
AUAGCAGGAAGAAGCUCACUAUCAGUCUGCUCAGUUCAUCAGCGUUUCAAAUUCGAAGCCGAAGGAAAGUUAUCCGAAAAGCUUUUCAUCUUCAAAUGCCAGAAGACUAACAAACCGGAGGAAUCGUUUACCGAACCAGAGAAAAAGAGACGGGUGGCACAGGGCUGGGCAUAUAUAUCAAUAGUAGAGCAGAUGAUAAGCGAUUGCAGAUUGGCAAUAUUAUUCACACCAUUGCCAUGGAACUACAGUCACCCGCACCCACAACAAAUCAAAUUUCUGGUUCGAUGCAAACGUGGUGGAGACACGUUGUUAACAAAGCAAGGCCAGCGGUUUCUCUCUUCUCUCGCGGCCGUUGCUGUUGCCGGAGACUCCUCGGCCACCAAUCGUUUGAUAAGGAAAUUCGUAGCCGGAUCGCCCAAAUCGGUGGCUCUCAAUGCUCUCUCCUAUCUUCUUUCUCGUCAAACCUCUCACCUACACCUUUCCCCUCUCGCCUUUUCUUUGUACAAAGAGAUAACUGAAGCAUCUUGGUUCAUUUGGAACUCAAAGCUGGUUGCUGAUCUGAUUGCUCUACUUAAUAAACAAGAACAAUAUGAAGAAUCACAGAGGCUAAUUUCUCAAGCUGUUUUCAACUUGACGUCACGUGAUCGAGAUCUUGCUCUUUUCUAUUGCAACAUGCUUGAGUCCAACUCUAGACAUGGCUCGAGGCGGGGAUUUGAUCAGUCCUAUGCUUAUUUAACGGAACUUCUUGCUAGUUCGUCAUCUCUUUUUAUUAAGCGCCAGGCUUGUAAAUCAAUGAUCGUUGGUUCAUCUCAAAUGGGUCUACCUCAUGAAGCGGAGAAGAUGGUUGAGGAGAUGAGAAACAAAGGACUGAAGCCAUCAUUAUUUGAGUGUAGGUCCAUUUUAUACGAGUAUGGAAAGUUGGGAUUUCUCGAAGAUAUGGAGAGGUAUCUGCAUCAAAUGGAGAAAGAUGGUCUGGAAAUUGAUACUGUUUGUUCAAAUAUGGUUCUCUCUUCAUAUGGAGCUCAUGGUGCCCUUCUUAAAAUGGUUUUAUGGCUGCGGAAAAUGAAGAAUUCCGAGAUUCCUUACUCGAUAAGGACUUACAAUUCAGUCUUGAAUCAUUGUCCUACGAUCAUUUCAUUGGUAAUGGAGUCAAAUGAUUUCCCACUUUCAGUUGUGGAGCUGGUUGGGAUUUUAAAAGAUGAAGAGGUGUUGUUGGUUAAGGAGCUGAUCGAAUCACCAGUUUUGGAAGAUGCAAUUGAGUGGAAUGCUGGAGAGGCGAAAUUGGAUUUGCAUGGAAUGCAUCUCAGUUCAGCCUACUUGAUAAUGAUACAAUGGAUGGAGGAGACCCGAUCUAGGUUCUGCAACGGGAAUUGUGCGAUUCCAGAAGAGAUUGUGGUUGUUUGUGGAGCAGGAAAACACAGCAACCUUAGAAGGGAAUCUCCAGUGAAACAACUAGUAAAAAAGUUGAUGGUUAGAACAGGAUGUCCAAUGAGAAUCAACAGGAAGAACAUUGGCUGCUUUGUUGCCAAAGGGAAAGUCCUGAAGAAAUGGUUUUGUUGAUUACAAUGGCCAACUCUGCUUUCUUAUUGCAAUCAAAAAUCUGGGAUGAAAAGAUCUAUAAAAAGUCUCUCAAGAACUUACUGGAAGAUAAUGCCGCCAUCCAUCCAUCCAUCUCAAGCCAAGAGCUCCAAUUAUAUUUCCAGAAUCACCUGUAAAGAAGGAUCAUGGCAACCAUUUAUGUCAAACGAUUAAUUGAUAUCUAAGAGUUGGACAUGCUAAAUGAUCAUCCAGUUGUUAAGCAACUAUGAAACUUCUGACAUCAACAAACUGGCAGGUUCCUUGGUACUUUGAGGAUGCAUGAAUCACAAAUAUUUUUAUCACCAAACUUUUGGUCAAGCAUCCCCAAAAUGCAUUGGGCUAACCCAUUGCAUAAAAUUAAGUUUUGAUGGGAAGAAAGUGAAACCGCUAAAUCAAAUAUAUUUCAAGAAAUCACAUGCUUGUUUUCCUAUGAAA